GGCUUCUCAGUUCCUGGGGCGGGCAGGACCCAGUGGUGACUAGAGCACCCUAGAUGAGGUCCCUGCUCCCGCAGGACAGGUGAGCGCCAGGCCCAGCUGGCCGCUGGGUGGAGCUGCUUGAGCCACACUCCAGGGCGCCCUCGCCACUACACAGAUUUCAUCUGGGUAUUGGCAGCCACACACUCGCUCGCCAAUGAAGUAUAUCCUGGUUACUGGUGGAGUCAUCUCAGGCAUUGGUAAAGGGAUCAUCGCCAGCAGCAUUGGGACCAUUCUCAAGUCAUGUGGUCUCCGAGUUACUGCCAUCAAAAUCGACCCCUAUAUUAACAUCGAUGCCGGGACUUUCUCACCUUAUGAACAUGGUGAAGUGUUUGUUUUAAACGAUGGCGGAGAAGUUGAUUUGGACCUUGGGAAUUAUGAAAGAUUCUUGGACAUUAAUCUUUAUAAAGACAACAACAUCACCACUGGGAAGAUAUAUCAGCAUGUGAUCAAUAAAGAGAGGCGUGGUGAUUACCUGGGGAAGACUGUUCAAGUUGUCCCUCAUAUUACUGAUGCUAUCCAGGAGUGGGUCAUGAAUCAAGCCAAGGUGUCCGUGGACAUUAAUAAGGAAGAUCCCCAGAUAUGCGUUAUUGAGCUGGGAGGCACUAUUGGAGACAUCGAAGGAAUGGCGUUUGUGGAAGCAUUCCGACAGUUCCAGUUUAAAGCAAAGAAAGAGAAUUUCUGUAAUAUUCAUGUCAGCCUUGUACCACAGCCCAGUGCCACUGGAGAACAAAAAACCAAACCCACACAGAACAGUGUCCGUUCGCUGAGGGGCUUGGGUUUGUCUCCAGAUCUGAUUGUCUGCCGUAGUUCAGCACCCAUCGAGAUGGCUGUGAAGGAGAAGAUUUCUAUGUUUUGUCAUGUGGACCCUGAUCAGGUCAUCUGUAUCCAUGAUGUUUCUUCCAUCUACCGAGUGCCUCUUCUUCUUGAGGAGCAAGGCAUGGUUAAAUAUUUUAAAGAGAGAUUGGACUUGCCCAUCAGUGAUUCAAGUAAUUUGCUUUUCAAGUGGAAAGCCAUGGCUGACAGGUAUGAAAGACUGCAGAAAAUAUGCUCCAUUGCCCUGGUUGGUAAAUAUACCAAACUCAGGGACUGCUAUGCUUCUGUGUUCAAAGCACUGGAACACUCAGCCUUGGCCAUCAACCACAAGUUGAAUCUGAUGUACAUAGACUCCAUCGAUCUGGAGCCAAUCACCAAAGCUGAGGACCCUGUGAAAUUCCAUGAAGCUUGGCAGAAGUUGUGUUUAGCUGAUGGUAUUCUUGUGCCUGGAGGCUUUGGAAUCCGAGGAACAUUGGGAAAACUCCAGGCAAUUUCUUGGGCAAGGACAAAGAAGAUUCCAUUUCUGGGAAUUUGCCUUGGGAUGCAACUGGCUGUGAUUGAAUUUGCAAGAAACUGCCUGCACUUGAAAGAUGCUAAUUCUACAGAAUUUGAGCCAAACACUCCGGUUCCAUUGGUAAUUGACAUGCCCGAGCACAACCCUGGUGAUUUGGGAGGAACAAUGAGACUGGGAUUGAGACGGACCGUUUUCACAACUGAAAAUUCCAUACUGAAGAAGCUUUAUGGUGAUGUUCCUUAUAUAGAAGAAAGACACAGACAUCGUUAUGAGGUAAACCCUAACUUGAUCAACCAAUUCGAGAAGAAAGACCUUUGUUUUGUUGGCCAGGAUAUAGAUGGAAAGAGGAUGGAAAUUAUUGAAUUGACAAGUCAUCCAUAUUUCAUUGGUGUCCAGUUCCAUCCCGAGUUUUCUUCUAGGCCAAUGAAGCCUUCCCCUCCGUACCUGGGGCUCUUACUUGCAGCAACUGGAAAUCUGAAUGCCCAUCUGCAACAGAUAAACAGACUGUCACCCAGGGGCCCUUCGAGAAACAAUGAUGUAUACAGUGAUGUCAGCGAUGACAGCUAUUCAGAGGCAAAGCUGGCUGAACUGGAAAUCAACUGAAGCUCCUUCUUGCCUCAGGAACAAUGGGCCACCUGAGAGGCCUCUGAAGUAAUUAUACUUAAGAUGAAAGAAUUAUCUGAAGAAACCACCACACUGUUCCCUAGACAUGGGCUAUGAAGAUUCAAAGGGAAUCGGAAAAUGUUUACUUCAUGAAACAGAACCAAAGGGAUCCUUCUCUUUUCCCUCCACUUUGCUAUGCUUAAUUAAACUUCGUUCAGCAGCAUUCUGGCACAGAAAGUGUUUCUGUGUUUUGUCCAGAACAUAGUGAGGUCAAAGUGGGAAGCAGGAACUGGGGAGACUUUGCCUUCUCAAUAUUGUAUGGGGAAGGUGGUAGGCAUGUGUUAUAACCAGUUUCGGGUUUAAAAAUGAGUUAUUCUUUUACCUGGAUAUGAAGUAUAGCUUAGUAUGGGAGUUAAGAUUAUUUUGGUUUCUCAUUCUGUUCAUUUCCAGUUAGAAGUGAAAUUUAGCAGGUGCAAACCUUCGGGUUGUAAGUCUAUUAUCUCAAAUACAAAGUGUAAAGGGGAUCUGAAAACUCAGGAACCAGGAUAAGUAGGGCCCAGCUCCAUCUCUUCAACUUGUUGUCUUCAAGUGGAAGGAGCAAGCCCAACUCCCACAAGUUGUCUUCUGACCCCUGCAUGUACACACACAGACA
Messenger RNA from Onychomys torridus (southern grasshopper mouse), 2621 nucleotides. RefSeq names its product CTP synthase 2 (gene Ctps2). Lineage: Eukaryota; Metazoa; Chordata; Mammalia; Rodentia; Cricetidae. The transcript has 20 exons. Gene Ontology annotation, molecular function: identical protein binding; CTP synthase activity. The record is from RefSeq and is a predicted model, not a curated record. Gene Ontology annotation, biological process: CTP biosynthetic process; pyrimidine nucleobase biosynthetic process. Bases 194 to 1969 code for a protein of 591 amino acids. Gene Ontology annotation, cellular component: cytoplasm; cytoophidium.